UGUGGAAUUGAACCUACAUGUUAAAUGCACCGAAGAAGAUACAACAAAGGAUGUAACUAGCAAAGAUCUUGUCAGCCACGAUCCGCGUUUUACACCGAUUUCAGAGGGGCCAAAAGAUGUGGGUAUUUUAAUUGCAAAACUUCGUAAAGGACAAGAAAUUAAAGUUAAAUGCAUUGCCAAAAAGGGAGUGGCAAAGGAACAUGCUAAAUGGAGCCCAUGUGCUGCAGUAGCUUUUGAGUAUGACCCUUUUAAUAAACUUAGACACACACAUUAUUGGAAAGAGGAUGAUGAAAAAAAGGAAUGGCCACCAAGUAAAAAUGCUACAGAUGAUUUUCCUCCUUUGGAUGACGAAAUUUUUGAUUUUACUGCAAAACCAAAUAGAUUUUAUUUUGAAAUCGAGACAAUUGGUUCUAUGAAACCUGAAGAUAUCGUUAUGAAUGCAUUCAAAAAAUUAUUAGAAAAAAUUUCUUCAAUCCAAAUGGGCUUGCAUGCUAAUGACGUUCCUAUUAAUGGUAGGGAACCUGCUAGAGAUGUUUUUUAG
Molecule: messenger RNA, 541 nt
Organism: Funneliformis mosseae
Lineage: Eukaryota; Fungi; Glomeromycota; Glomeromycetes; Glomerales; Glomeraceae
Source: the annotation of a GenBank genome assembly